Molecule: messenger RNA, 1884 nt
Organism: Porites lobata
Lineage: Eukaryota; Metazoa; Cnidaria; Anthozoa; Scleractinia; Poritidae
Source: the annotation of a GenBank genome assembly
AUGGCGGAUGAUGUUUUGGCAGAGAAAGUGUUCAAUUAUAUCUGCGGUAGUGGCGGUUUUGUUGAAUUAUAUGUUCUUUUAAAACAUUCCUCGCCCUUGGGAAGUAGGAAAUCAAAAGCAACAGCGAAAAACUGGCUAAUGAGUCAACCUGAUAGGCGUUUAGUCGUCGUGAAAGAUUUCAGUGGCGAGAUAGCAGGUGUGCGAAUUGAUUUAAGAAGAAAAAUAUGUCGGCAAUAUCACGACAAAGGUUCUUGUGGAAGUGCUCAGGGGAAGUGUAACUUCUGGCAUAUUUGUAAAGGAUUCGUCGAAGAAAAUUGCGAUGGCAAAUGCAACCGCUCGCACAACUUUUUUGACCCAGAAAACAAAGAGAAAACAAAAGAAUUGGGGCUGGCUAAAUAUCCGAACGGGACUUUAAAACAUAUUGUUGCGUGGAGCCUGCCACAGGUUUGUGAGCUGUACACAAGAGGCAAAUGUACGUCGGAUUCAUGCUUAUACCUUCAUCUUUGUUCUCAAGCUGUCCGAAGUUCAGCGUGUUCUUGUUCUUUGUCACACAACCUCGUGGAUUCUCACAACAUGAAGAUUCUCAAACAGUAUGAUUUGUUGCCUCAUCAGUCGAUGUCAACAGAUUUUGUUCGGUGCAAUAUCUUGGUUCCAAAGGAACAGUGUGUUCUUCACAAAGCUCGUGAUUUUUUACCAAGUGUUUGCAACACAGGUAAAAAUUCCUCUAAGGAAGCGAAGGGAGUCAUACAAGUUACAAAAAAACAAUCGCCGAAAGUGUCCGCACCAUCCAGAUUCGAAACUACAAAAUCUCAAAAUACGAAACAAAGCUCGUACAAUAAUUCUAAAGAAUUCGAUGCUGCAUGCAGUAUUCAAGAUGGAAAUGAAUUUGAGACGAAGAAUUGCCCGUCAAAUCUUUUUCAAGAGAAGACAACCAAGUCGGGAACACCAAUCUGUAAGCAAAGUGAUCGUAUUAACAAUUUAACGAGUAAUGUAGUAUCACCUUCUUCUGAGAUUAGGCUUCAGUUUUCAAAUAUUAAAACUGGAGACGAUUCUAAUUCGUCCUUUGACGACAACAAGCUUUCAAAUAGAAACACCAAAGCCUUUGGAUGUAAAGAUGAUAAGAAAAAUUCGGUUGAUGCCAUGAAAGUUGGUGGUUUGAAACAGAAUCCUAUAAACAAAAUGAAAAUCGAAUUGGAUGGAAAUGAUUCGAUGAAAUGGGAACAAGGAUCUUUCAUUGACAGUUCCAGAAAGGAUCCAAAUAUUGGCCAAUCGCAAAAGAAGAAAAGCAUAAAUUCUGUGAAUAAAGAGCAACAAACCAAGGCAAAGACUCAAGAGGUGGGAAAAAAUGCUGCCUGUAUGAAGGUGUUAAGUACACAACAACCGAAAAGUUUGGAGGUAUCACGUGGCACUAAAGACAGUCAACGCCAACAUGAAUCCAACAGAGCCUCGGAAAGUGCCAAUAAAGAGCGGUUUGUGGAGGCCUGGUUGUCAAGCCGCGAUUUCGUUGUUGAAUCUACUUUCAGUUGCACUGAUUGGCACAGGCUACCAGCCUCACAAGAGGCGGAAUCUGGGCGUCAACGAAAGUUGUCUGUUUCCAGUUCUUGCAGCUCUGUUCAAGACUCGCGUAAAUGUUUGCCCUCCAAAAAGGCUGUUUUCGAUUGCAUUGUGAAAGAAUACAAUGGCACGGUGCCCUUUGAUGUCAUUUCAAAACGACAAGAUUUGUUUCCUAACGGUUGUGGGGACAUUGCCAAGUGGUUUGGAGCAAGAUCAAAAGAAAGCUUUUUAAUUAGAGAAAAGGAAGGAAUUAUUUACGAGGUUAGUGCCUUCUGUCGAAAGGCAAGGCUUUGUUUCCGGGAGAAGUGUUCUCAGACGGAUUGUCAGUAA